AUAUCCGUGCUGUCUAGUAUUAUGAUCUAAGCAGCUGCAGCCAUAAUGCAUGCGAGUAUAUAUUUUUCAAGGGCUAUGAUAAAGACAUUGGCGCCAAAACUGAAAACAUUAUCAUUUAACCUAAAACACAAAAUAAAAUAAAAUUAUUUCAGAAAUUCAGAUUUCAGUGUUCAGUAGUUGGGCAUUUAGUACAACAAUCGAAGUAUUAAACUACCUAUACAACUGAUUAAAAAUUCCAAACUACCAAGUGUCAAAUAUACAACAACUAUACAAGCAAUAACAAGUACAAUGAUGAAAGCAAAACCAAAUCUCCCUUGGGUAGAAAAGUAUCGACCAAAUACUUUAGAUGAUUUGAUCUCGCAUGAAGACAUUAUUCAAACAAUUGGCAAAUUCAUUAAAGAAGAUCAGUUACCUCAUUUAUUAUUUUAUGGACCUCCGGGGACUGGAAAAACUAGUACGAUAUUAGCAUGUGCCAAGCAAUUGUAUACUCCAGCACAGUUUCGUUCAAUGGUUCUUGAAUUGAAUGCUUCUGAUGACAGAGGAAUUAAUGUUGUUAGAGGACAAGUUAUGAACUUUGCAUCAACCAGAACAAUUUUCAAAUCUGGUUUCAAAUUGAUUAUUUUGGAUGAAGCCGACGCGAUGACUAAUGAUGCCCAAAAUGCUCUAAGAAGAAUUAUUGAAAAGUUUACUGACAAUGUUCGUUUUUGCUUAAUUUGCAAUUACUUAAGCAAAAUAAUUCCGGCAUUACAGUCUCGAUGUACACGUUUUCGAUUUGGUCCACUUGAUUCGAAACAGAUUAUGCCUAGACUUGAAUAUGUUAUUGAACAAGAAAAAGUGAAAGUAACAGAGGAUGGUAAAAAAGCACUGAUCGAUUUGGCACAAGGUGAUAUGCGGAAAGUUCUCAACAUAUUACAAAGUGCUGCUACUGCGUUUCCAGAAGUAAGCGAAGAUUCUGUCUACACGUGUGUUGGUCAUCCAUUAAAAAGUGAUAUUAUGAAUAUUUUAAAAUGGUUAUUAAAUGAUGACUUUUCUACUACCUUUAAAAAAAUCCAAGAAUUAAAAAUUCAGAAAGGUUUGGCUUUACAAGACAUAUUAACAGAGUUGCACACAUUUUUAUAUAGAUUGGAUUUACCACCAGAUUCACUCAUUGAAAUACUAACUGAAAUGGCUGAUAUUGAAAUACGUCUCAAUGGUGGAACAAGUGAAAAAAUACAUCUCGGUAGUUUAAUUAGUGCUUUCCAUAUGAUAAGAUCAAAAUUAAUACCCACUGAUAAUUGAAGACUGCACAAUUAAGUAUUUUACUCUUAGGUUUGCCUUUUUUAUUUUUACAUGCAAUUUUUUUUCAUGAUUUUAUAUGUGAAUAUAUCAAAAGAAAACA
Molecule: messenger RNA, 1378 nt
Organism: Myzus persicae (green peach aphid)
Lineage: Eukaryota; Metazoa; Arthropoda; Insecta; Hemiptera; Aphididae
Gene: RfC3
Product: replication factor C subunit 5
Exons: 10
Coding region: 289-1278 (329 amino acids)
Biological process (GO): DNA repair; DNA-templated DNA replication
Cellular component (GO): DNA replication factor C complex; nucleus
Molecular function (GO): ATP binding; DNA binding; ATP hydrolysis activity
Source: RefSeq, a predicted model, not a curated record